Paramecium tetraurelia is the source of this 1053-nucleotide messenger RNA. RefSeq lists its product as uncharacterized. The record is from RefSeq and is a predicted model, not a curated record. The transcript has a single exon. Lineage: Eukaryota; Ciliophora; Oligohymenophorea; Peniculida; Parameciidae.
AUGAAGUAAAGAAUUAAAAUUGUGUUUUAAGAAGAGUUCAAUUUAGAAAAAUUAAUAGGUAUUAGCAGUAUAAAACAGAAAAUCAAUAAUAGACCAAAAUAAAUUGUUAGUGAUGAUGAGAUUUUAGAUGAAUAUGAUUAGAGUGAUGGAGAUGAAGAGGUUCAUUUUUGGGAAUUAGAUUUUGUUAUCAAUUCAUCCAAUUCAAAAUAUAUAGCAUUUGAUAUAAGUAAAGAAAACGAUUAUAGUGAAAGAAGCUACUUUCAUGUAAUUCUCGAUACAUAAACAAAAAAGAUAAAGUAUUAAAGGAAAUUUUAUGAUAAUUCUUAUAUUUAAUUUACUCAUGAUUCUAAAUACCUUAUAAUACAAGAUGAUUCAAAAAACGCUCUUGUUGAUUUAGAGACCUUUAAAGAAAAUUUAAUUGAUAAUAAAGGGGAUUCUAUUAUCUCAAUAGAUUCAGAAAACAAUAUCUAUAAACUUCAUUCUAAAAUUGAGGAUUCCUGCAAUCUAGUUGUCUACUCGAUUUCUGAUAACUCAUAAAAAAACGUUAACAUUAAAUAAGAGAUAAUUAUCGAAGAUAUAGUAGGUUUUGAAAAAAUUUUCUUAAGUUAUGCGUUUGUUGAAACUCAAAAAACCAUUUAUUUGCUAUUUUUAUAGAAUAAUAAAAUACUUCAAAGAUGCUUAUAAAAUCAUUCUUAUUUAGAUAGCAAAAAUUUGGUUCUUAAAAAUUCUAUUAUUGUAAAAUAAAACAAGAAACAAAAUGACAUUUAUGUUAAGAGACUCAAUAAUUCAAAAUUAAUUAGGAAAUUUAAAAAUGCUGACGAUGCAAUAAUCUUUAAAACCACCUAAUCUAUCUACUAAUAUAAUUUUUGUUAAGAAAAACUUAAGGGUGUAGAUAAAAUAGAAAGGACAAAUCUCGUAACAGGAAUUUCUAUAAAGCCUGAUUUAGAUUUAGGAAAAUAUGACAGAUAGUUUCAUUAAUAAGUAUUUAUUACAUAAAAUUAUUUUCUUGAUUUGUCAAGAGCAAAACUAAGAUAUUUUAGGAUUUCAGAUUGA